Molecule: messenger RNA, 848 nt
Organism: Geodia barretti
Lineage: Eukaryota; Metazoa; Porifera; Demospongiae; Tetractinellida; Geodiidae
Source: the annotation of a GenBank genome assembly
GCACUUCAGCGGCACAAAGCACGUGUGGUGAAAUGCCCAACUUCUCCAUCUCGGCCAAGGCGUACGCCAAGAUAGUUCUCCACUGCUGCAAGUACCCUCACAGAGCAGUCAAUGGGGUCGUGAUUGGCACAUUCUCGGACAAGGACCAGGGAGCGGCGGUCCUGAUCCAGGAUGCUGUCCCACUCUUCCAUCAGAACCUCAGCCUUGCUCCCAUGCUAGAGGUGGCUCUGAGGCAGGUUGAUGUGUACAGUGAAAAGAAGGGACUUGUGAUUGUUGGCUAUUACCAUGCAAACCAGAGACUAGAUGACAAUAGUCCCAGUGAAGCAGCACAGCUCAUAGCUGGAAAAAUAGCCAGCAACGUAAAGUCGUCCAACAAGGCUUGUCUUCUCAUGGUGGACAACCAGAGUGUGGGGAAGAAAGACCAGCUUUGUUUAAAGCUGAUGACUAGAGUGGAGUCAGAGAACAGAUGGAAGGAUCACAGAGAUUUUUCUCUGGUGGGGAGUGCACAGGCCCAGGAGAGGGUGCACAGUCUCAUUCUGAGCAGAGCCUUUGAGAAGCUGGUGACUUUGACAACCACCUGGACAACAUAGAGAUGGACUGGACCAAUCCCUCUGUCAAUCAGGCCCUUGAGAGUAGCUCCACUAGGGAGGAAUAAUAGCAGUGUGUGUAUAAUGUGCCAAAUUUGCAAUAAUGUUAUUGGCAAGUGAGGUAGGUCAGCCUAUAUACCAGGUUGUCAAACCAUGCACGAUUUUUUCCUGCAUUUUUUUACUGAUGGCGAAAUUAUAAUUUUGGCGGGAAGCAUCAAAAUUGUUGAUGGGGCUGUGGCUAAGACUGUAAGUGAAUGUGGG